AACAAUGGCCACACAAACAAACCCGACACCGGCAGUCAUCCUUAAUCUCGAUAACUUUGAAUUGGUUAAUGAAAAUCGAUUCAACAAAGUGUUCGACAUUGUCAACGAAAUUGGCGCCGGAGGGUUUGGUAUCGUCUAUAAAGUCCGCAAUCGUAUGGAGUCUACGCCUGAACAUGACAUACACUAUGCGGUUAAAGUAAUCCGAUUCAAUCAACUCACUGAAGAUAAUAGAGAUAUCAGUCAAUUGCUUAAUGAAGUGCAUAUCAAUGCCCGGAUGUCAACCCAUAAAAAUAUCGUCAAUUACAAGACAUCUUGGAUUGAAUAUUGCUCUCAACAAGAAUUGGAAAACUGGAAGAAUGGAUUAGAUAUUAAUACUUGUAAAGAGAGACAUGAAAGUGGAGACGAACCCAUGGAUACUGAUGUCGAUGCUGUUGAGAGUUCGGUUAAUGAUAUGCUUGAAAAUCUUUUAUCGGCUACUGUGCCGGUCAUUACACCAAAUCCAAUACGAGUGCCAUCAUCGCUAUGGGGACCAUCACUGUUCGUUCAGAUGGAACUAUGCAAACAAUCUUUAGAUAAUUAUCUUAAUCAACGCAACGAUAAAAUCGAAGGUCGACUCCCGGACAAGAGUCUCAUGAAAUUUGGUCUCAAAAUUAUUCGCGAUGUGACAAAUGGGAUACGUUUUCUUCAUCGCAAACGUAUUGCACACAAAGAUAUUACUAGAAAUAAUAUUUUGUUUGGAUUUGACAAAAUGUUUAAGAUAGCAGACUUGGGCUAUAGUAGCCUCAGGGGAUCAAGUGAUGAGAACGACAACAGUAACAUCGGGUCACUAUCAGGUUCGGGUCGAUCCUUCAAUCGUCGGCCGCCGGAAUGGAUCCCUACAAGUGAUGGUCGCGGCGAAGAUCUCUGGGAUCUCGGAAUCUUAAUGUUAGACGUGUUUUAUAAAUUUAAUGCAAUUACAGAUCGCAAUGAAGCAUAUGUUUACAGAAGCAAUCUCUAUGAUAAACGGCUCGUACCUAAUGAUCUCCAGGAGCUAUACCCGAACAUUGCCCGACUCAUGAUAUGGUUAACCGAAUUACAUCAAAAAGAUCGGCCUAUAAGUGCUGCUUAUGUUUUACGUGAAUGUUUGCCAAAACUAUUGAAUAGCGAGCUAUGCAUUGGAUUAAAAACCACAUAA
Molecule: messenger RNA, 1174 nt
Organism: Oppia nitens
Lineage: Eukaryota; Metazoa; Arthropoda; Arachnida; Sarcoptiformes; Oppiidae
Product: probable serine/threonine-protein kinase DDB_G0283065
Exons: 2
Coding region: 5-1174 (389 amino acids)
Biological process (GO): protein phosphorylation
Molecular function (GO): ATP binding; protein kinase activity
Source: RefSeq, a predicted model, not a curated record